AUGGAUAACACCGACGUUCUCCUCGGUGGCCUGGCGGGCGGCGACAAAGCGCUUGACGCAGCGCAGAUUGAACCUAACAUGAAGCGCGACCAGGACUCGACCGAUGACUUCGAGCACCUCGAACGCGACCCCAAGCGCGACUCGCCGCAGAAGCAGCAGGCUGCUGCUACGCGGAGCUUCCUCGAUAUGGAAAGAGAGUUCCUAAUGGAUGCGCCGCGAGCUCCUUCAGCAGACCACAUCGCCGACAAGUUCACGGAUAGUGAGUCGGACGCGGAUACCGCUGGCGAGUCACCCAUGCACCGGCCCGUCCAGCCGGCGCCUCGUACUCCAGAGCCACUGCUAGACCUCACUCCUGUGAUGGCACCCGCACCAGCGCCAGCUCCAGCUCCUCUAGAUCCAGCUCCUGCUUCCGCUCCCGCUCCAGUUGAGGCACCCAGUCCAGUACCUACACCUCUAGACAUUCCUUUACCAGAAAAACCUCAACCUGCUGCAACACCAGAACCUCAGCCUGAGCCUCCUAAGUCUGAGCUUCCUAAACCAGAGCCCCCUAAGCCGGAGCCCCCUAAGCAGGAGCUUCCUAAACCAGAGCCUCCUAAGCCUGAACUCCCCAAGCCUGAGCCUGCGAAGAGAGAGCCGAGCCCGCCACCGAAGGCGAGCCCGCCAGAACCUUCGCGGCCGACUGCGCAUGUCAUCGAGGCCGAAGUCAUCUUCUGCCAAAUGGGAUUAGACUCGCGGCACAUGACUCAUAACGAUGAAGGUUUAUGGAAAGCUCACAAUGUAGACAAUGAAGUGAUACCCAAUAUGAAGCAACAACGGCGAGGGUGUUGUGCGGGGGUGGCGGGCGUGAGGAGGUCGGCUGCAGAGGUGGCGAAGCGGCAAGAGCGUUGA
This is a messenger RNA of Arctia plantaginis, 888 nucleotides long. NCBI's taxonomy places the organism in Eukaryota, Metazoa, Arthropoda, Insecta, Lepidoptera, Erebidae. The record is from the annotation of a GenBank genome assembly.